GGCAUGUCUGCCAGAAUACUACUCCUCAUUCGAUCUUAAUGAUUCCAAACUUGUGAAAUCCAUAUCUACCAUGAUAGCCUAUCGGUUCAUCCGAUCACCGCGUCGGCCUGCUGAGUUAGUACGCAACAGUAGUCAAGACAGUCAAACUAGCGCCAGAUGUCUGUUCAAAUUCGUUUUUGAAACUGUUCGAAAGAAAGUAGAUGUGGAAUCAACAGAAUCCGGAAAUGGGAGGUCUUUGGACUUACACAAACGUCACUCUGAAAGAUUUGUAUAUGAAGUUCUGCGGUCCGCAUUCAAGAUGCAUCUCUUCAGUAUUGUCUACAGUAGAUCUCCCUUUCAUAAUAUAUCUGCAAGCUGGGCUCUUUUGCAUUCUUUCAUCUCAAACGCUAGGAUUUAUCCCGUUCAUAUAUAUCUAUCAUGUUCAGCUUACCAGCCAUCCUGGCUGGUCUUGCAACAGUCCUCUUCACUUUCGCCAUACCUCUCAUCAUUCCCCCAGGUACAUCUGGAGCACCCCUUACCAUCAGUGAACAUGGGCACAGUAUACCUCUACGAGGAGAAUCUGACAUUCACCAAGCCAUGAGAGGCGAAAGCUCAUGUACAGCAGAGCAUGCCGGACCAAGAAGCAAGGGCUCGAACGUUGGAGAAGGCCAAGGACAAGUAGCAGCUUCGACCAAUGCGAAGGUGGUCUACUUCAUAAGCAAUGGCGUCAAGAACUCGAUCGUUGCUCUGAAAGUAGCAGGGGAUGGAACUCUGUCACAAGGGUCUGUUACCUUGACUGGUGGUGCCGGGAUGAGCGGAGUAGACGACAAAGGAACUGUCGCAGGUCCAGAUUCCCUCUUCAGUCAAGGAGCAGUUAAAGUAGCAGGGAGCCACAUCGUAGCCGUCAACCCAGGCUCUAAUACUCUUUCCAUGUUCUCGAUCUCCCCGACUGAUCCAACGGUUCUUACAAUGGUUGGUCAAGCAGCUGAUACUAUGGGAGAGUUUCCGGUGAGCGUUGCCGUCUCCACGUCCCUCUCACAGGCAUGUGUUGCAAGCUCCGGAGCAAAGGCAGGAAUAGCUUGCUUCUACAUGUGCCCCUACAACGGCCUCAUGCCACUCGACACUGCUCUCCGUCCUUUUGACUUAAACCAAAGUACACCGCCAGUUGGACCUUUUAAUACAGUCUCCCAGACUUUCUUCAACAGGGACUCCACAAUGCUCAUCACUACCGUCAAGGGAAACCCCAUGACGAACAAUACUGGUUUUCUUUCCGUCUUUCCAGUGGUGAAUAGCAUCGUAUCACAAACUGAAACGCGGUCCUCACCAGCCGGCACUGGAGUUCUCUUCGGUGCUGCUCUCCUACCAAACUCAUCAGACAUCUUCGUCACAGAUGCGUCAUUUGGCAGUGCAAGGCUAUCCCUAUCUUCUGUAAACACUGCAAGGACGGUAUUCUUAACCAAAAUUGCUGAUCAGAAAGCUACUUGUUGGGCUGCCUUUUCCGCACUUACCGGCACAGCUUUUGUUACCGAUGUCGCCGUCAAUCAUCUCGUUGAAAUUGAUCCUACCUCGGGGAGUAUUGUCAAGAACCUGGCGUCGACAAAUGGAAACCCUGGAUUGAUAGAUGUGGUGAGCGCUGGAAAGUUCAUCUAUGCUUUGAGUCCAGGAAAUGCGACUGUUGGUGCUGCUGUAACGGUCUUUGAUGUGUCAGGAGGUAGUGGCAGUACUAAAGAGAUUCAGAAUUUUAGACUGAAUGGAGUGACGUCCAGUGUCAUGGGUAUGACUUUUGCUUAACGCUUGGAAAGUAAAGGUGUCCAUUAAAUCAUGAUCAAGGUCGGUGGUAAGUAUAAGCUGCAAGUUAAAAUGAGGAGAGAUCAAUUAUUAGAAUUCCAAUCGAAUAAGAUCAAACAUCUACUCAUGUAUCCCAACUUCCUGACAAGUUCGGCUUUUAGAGAAUGCGCCAACGGUAUGAACAUGAGUAAAGCAGAGGAACUGCAAAGUCAUGUGAACUCGAUGGUCAAUGCUUCAGUGAAUGGUCCGAAGCAUAUUCCACAACGAGUAUUUCCUUCUUGGAACACUUGUUAGGGCCUAAGAGAAGUGGGAACCUUUUCUUAAGCGUGACAAAUACGGUUCCUGGGCCAAAUGCGGAGGUGAAAAUGGGGAAAGACACAGCACGCUAUUUCAUGAACUCAUGAUCAUCCCAACCCCAAAGAAACCCGAGCAAACCCUGCAAAUCGA
Molecule: messenger RNA, 2214 nt
Organism: Cadophora gregata
Lineage: Eukaryota; Fungi; Ascomycota; Leotiomycetes; Helotiales; Ploettnerulaceae
Exons: 4
Coding region: 418-1770 (450 amino acids)
Molecular function (GO): protein binding
Source: RefSeq, a predicted model, not a curated record